This is a messenger RNA of Helianthus annuus (common sunflower), 333 nucleotides long. Its product is annotated as obg-like ATPase 1. Gene Ontology annotation, molecular function: ATP hydrolysis activity. The coding region runs from base 1 to 333 and encodes 110 amino acids. NCBI's taxonomy places the organism in Eukaryota, Viridiplantae, Streptophyta, Magnoliopsida, Asterales, Asteraceae. The transcript has 4 exons. The record is from RefSeq and is a predicted model, not a curated record. Gene Ontology annotation, cellular component: cytoplasm.
AUGGGUGCAUUUGAAGACCCCGAUAUUAUACAUGUUGAUGACUCUGUGGAUCCCGAUAUUGAGUUCAUGGAAAGAAGGAUUGAAGAUCUUGAAAAGAGCAUGAAGAGGAGAAAUGACAAACAGUUAAAAAUAGAGCUUAAAGUGUGUUUGAAGGUCAAAACCUGGCUUGAGAGUGAGAAAGAUAUCAGGUUAGGGGACUGGAAAGCCGCUGAAAUUGAAAUCUUGAAUACUUUUCAAUUGCUCACCGCAAAACCUGUUGUUUAUUUGGUUAAUAUGAACGAGAAAGAUUAUCAGAGAAAAAAGAACAAGUUCCUUCCUAAAAUCCAUGCUUAG